AUGGGUCAGACCUUGUCGGAGCCGGUGGUCGAGAAGACCUCGUCCGAGGGUGGAGAUGACUGCUGUAUCUAUGGUGUUUCCGCCAUGCAGGGCUGGCGUAUCAGCAUGGAAGACGCACACGCGGCCAUUCUAGAUCUCCACGCCAAAUAUAACGGCCCUAGCGAUCGCGAACCGACCGACCCUGCCCAGCGUAUGGCCUUCUUCGGCGUUUACGAUGGUCACGGUGGCGAUAAAGUUGCGCUCUUCACUGGAGAGAACCUCCACAAGAUCGUCUCCAAGCAGGAGUCAUUCCUCAAGGGUGACAUUGAGCAGGCUCUGAAGGACGGUUUCCUGGCGACUGACCGCGCAAUUCUGGAAGAUCCGAAGUAUGAGGAAGAAGUGUCCGGUUGCACGGCCUCAACUGCGAUCAUCUCGAAACACAAGAUCUGGGUGGCCAAUGCUGGUGACUCGCGAUCGGUCCUCGGAGUCAAGGGCCGCGCCAAGCCUUUGUCGUUUGACCACAAGCCGCAGAACGAAGGCGAGAAGGCGCGUAUUAACGCUGCCGGUGGUUUCGUCGACUUUGGCCGUGUGAAUGGCAACCUUGCCCUGUCUCGUGCCAUUGGAGACUUUGAGUUCAAGAAGAGCCCUGAGUUGUCUCCUGAACAGCAGAUCGUCACUGCUUUCCCCGAUGUUACUGUACACGAUGUUACUGAUGACGAUGAAUUCCUUGUGAUCGCCUGCGACGGUAUCUGGGACUGCCAGUCUUCCCAAGCUGUCGUGGAAUUUGUGCGCCGAGGAAUUGCCGCCAAGCAGGAUCUGUACCGAAUUUGUGAGAACAUGAUGGACAACUGCCUGGCUUCCAACAGCGAGACCGGUGGCGUUGGCUGUGACAACAUGACCAUGACUGUCAUCGGCCUGCUCAACGGCCAGACCAAGGAGGAGUGGUACAACAAGAUCGCAGAGCGAGUUGCGAAUGGAGACGGGCCUUGUGCUCCGCCCGAGUACGGCAAGUCUCACGAGGAACCCGAAGGAACCGAGUUCCGCGGUCCUGGAAUCCGGAAUCAGUUUGAGGAUCAAACCGAUGAUUAUGAGUUGGAAAUGGAGCGUUCGCGGGCUUUUAGCGUGCGUCAGGGUCGAAUCAUUCUUUUGGGAGACGGUACUGAGAUUAUCUCGGACCAGAACGAGGAGGAGCUGUUCAAUCAGACAGAAGAUCAGGACCUUACCAACCAGAUCCAUCCGACCAAUUCACGAAGCGACCGGGAAGCCACACCCGGCCCCCAGGGUCAGCAAGAUGAAGGCAGCGGAACCGUUCAAAUAUCCGAAUCUCCAGCCGCUACCGAGGAGCAGGAGAAGAAACACAUUGCGUGA
This is a messenger RNA of Penicillium diatomitis, 1347 nucleotides long. Its product is annotated as PP2C family serine/threonine-protein phosphatase. Bases 1 to 1347 code for a protein of 448 amino acids. The record is from RefSeq and is a predicted model, not a curated record. Gene Ontology annotation, biological process: protein dephosphorylation. Gene Ontology annotation, molecular function: protein serine/threonine phosphatase activity; cation binding. NCBI's taxonomy places the organism in Eukaryota, Fungi, Ascomycota, Eurotiomycetes, Eurotiales, Aspergillaceae. The transcript is spliced from 7 exons.